GCCUCCUCCAAGCCCCGAAUCCUGGUGCAAGACAAGGAUGGUACAUCACCUCCCGUCCUUCAUGCUUAUAUUUGGACAUGCUCGACGGUAUACUGCCCAUCCAAGAUUCGUUCUGUUGCCCACCGGUUCAGUCAGGAACACCCCCUUCCAUUAUCAGCUGCCACCACCUUGAGAAUUACCGGCGCCUUUCCGCGAUCCCGGGUUAUUGCCACCUUGUGGCACCAACUCUCGAGAUGGAUGGCACCGUGCUACCUCAGUUUCCAAAACUUAGCCUCCAUGUGAGCAGGGACAACGUUGAUCCCAAUGAAAUCGUCACAGCGUGGCUCUCCAAGCUGCAAAUAUGUUUCGAAGAGCGCAAGUUUGCCAGCCUUUCGGAGUCCUUCCUCACGGACUGCUGGUGGCGAGACAUGCUGGGACUGUCAUGGGAUAUCACCACCAAGAGGGGCUUCGAGAACAUUAGCACGUAUCUGCAUGACUCCGAUGUCGUCAUGACCGAUCUUAAGCCUUCAUCCGGAGGGUUGAAGCCAUUCCUUGUCGAAUGGUCUGGAGACUUUUGGGUGCAGUCGGCUUUUUCUUUCCAAACGAAAUUUGGUAAAGGCCAUGGUGUCUUGAAACUGGUGAACGAGCCCAGCGGAGAGUGGAAAGUAUGGACCGUAUACACGGAGCUAGUUCAGCUUCACUUCCAGGAAGAAUUAGAGACACGAAGGAUUCGAGGGGGCGCGCCCUUAUUGCAUGACCGCCAGGCCAACGGCGACAAAGUUGAGCCAUCAGUUGUCAUCGUUGGCGCAGGCCAAGCCGGCAUAUCGUUGGCCGCUCGCCUUCAUGCCAUGGGGAUUAGAACCCGCGUCGUCGACAGGUGGGCGCGUGUCGGCGAUUCCUGGAGAAAGCGAUACGAAACCAUCAUGCUCAAUACGCCGACCUUCACUGACCACUAUCCGUUCAUGAAGUAUCCUGACAAUUGGCCCGAAUGGCUCAAUCGGGAUCAGACCGCCGAUUUCCUGGAGCACUACUCGCAAAUCAUGGGCCUUGAUGUGCAGCUCAAUACUGCGGUCACGUCCGUGAGAAGGGUUGGGUCAAAAUACGAAGUUCGAGUUAAUGGCCCGCACGGAGAAGAUGUCCUCUACCCAGACCACGUCGUGCUUGCCACCGGAAACUACAGCGACGUUCCCAUCACUCCUAGCUUCAAGAACCAGGGGGCGUUCAAAGGUAUCAUCUACCAUUCAAUCGCGCAUCAGUCGGCCCGAAACGUGCCCGAUGUCAAGACCCAGAGAGUCGUCGUUAUUGGGAGCAGCACCAGCGGACACGAUAUUGCCCAGGACUUUGUGCGCUGUGGCGCGCAAGAAGUGUCCAUGGUUCAGCGCAACCCCAUUUUCUGCCUGUCUAGGGAUACGUGGAGGAACCUCCAGCUCGGCCUGUGGAACACACCAGGUCUGACAACUGAAGAGGCGGAUCUGCUCGGAAACUCUAUCCCUAUCGCUCUCAUUCGCUCCAUGAGCAUUGGCCUGACGCGUAAGAUGGCCAAGGCCGAUCGAGAGAUGCUCGCCGGACUUAGGAAGGCUGGACUUGCCAUCCGUACCGGUGAGGACGGAUAUGGACUCGCAGACCAUCAGCUUAUCACUGGAGGGCAUUAUUACAUCGAUCAGGGAGCCUGCCAGAUGAUCAUCGAUGGGCGCAUCAAGGUCCAUCAGUGCGAGGGAGGUGUGCAAGAGCUCGGGGAGCGAUCUGUCAUAUUGGCAGACGGGACAAGCAUAGCCGCAGACGUGAUUGUUUUUGCGACCGGCUACGAGAGGAAUAUCUUGACGGUGCGAAAGCUUAUGGGAGACGACGUUGCGGACAAACUUGAAGGCUUUGGGUCGUUCGAUCACGAGCAAGAGAGAAAGGGCUGGUGGAGGCCGACGGGGAUACCUGGCUUCUGGUUCAUGACGGGCAGCUUUUCAUGGUGCCGACAAUUUUCUCGGACGCUGGCAUUACAGAUCGCCCAUGCUAUCAAGGGAGGGGACAUGCCCCUGAGCAAUGGGAAUGGGCAUGUAGACUAGAGCCUGAUUUCCAAAAAGCUACAUGUCCGGCCGUGGCAUCUCACAUACGAUGGUUUGUGGGUAGGAUCGUGGGAGUUCGUGACGGCCCUGAAUGGGCAUGUAGAUCGCAUCGCUUCAUUGGUGGGGAACUGCUUGUCGUCGGCGUUUUUCGGAAUCAGUCGGGGUUCCGACAUGUAAUGUGAUACCCACACACCAACCUCUCGGUGGUCAUUUGUGGGUGGGGCUGAUUGAUUAGAUGCAUCUGAUUAAAGUCCGCGGCGCAGCAACUGGAAC
Messenger RNA from Purpureocillium takamizusanense, 2309 nucleotides. RefSeq lists its product as uncharacterized. Gene Ontology annotation, molecular function: monooxygenase activity; flavin adenine dinucleotide binding. Lineage: Eukaryota; Fungi; Ascomycota; Sordariomycetes; Hypocreales; Ophiocordycipitaceae. The coding region runs from base 78 to 2036 and encodes 652 amino acids. The record is from RefSeq and is a predicted model, not a curated record. The transcript is spliced from 2 exons.